Messenger RNA from Impatiens glandulifera, 1796 nucleotides. RefSeq names its product heat shock factor protein HSF8-like. Lineage: Eukaryota; Viridiplantae; Streptophyta; Magnoliopsida; Ericales; Balsaminaceae. Gene Ontology annotation, cellular component: nucleus. The coding region runs from base 190 to 1623 and encodes 477 amino acids. The transcript is spliced from 2 exons. The record is from RefSeq and is a predicted model, not a curated record. Gene Ontology annotation, biological process: regulation of transcription by RNA polymerase II. Gene Ontology annotation, molecular function: RNA polymerase II cis-regulatory region sequence-specific DNA binding; DNA-binding transcription factor activity.
ACAAAUCAUGUCCAUUAUUCCUUCUGAUCCAGAACCUCUCUCUUUCAUUGAGUAGUAAUAAGGGUUUUUAGUAUCCCUAACCAGUGACAACAUAUGUCAACAUCUGUUCAUCAACCUUACCUUAGGACCUAAGAAAAGUAUGCUCACUUCUCUAUCAUCCACUUAAUUUUUGUUUCUCACUUGUUCAAAAUGGAUUCGGCGUUAGAUGGCGUCAAUUCGACGCCCAAUGGCGGAUCACUUCCUUCUACGGCGCCUCCUUCUCAAAUCCUUAAUGAAAACGCACCGCCGCGCUUCUUGGCUAAGACCUAUGAUAUGGUCGAUGAUCCAUCCACAGAUAAAAUCGUCUCUUGGAGCGCUACAAGCAACAGUUUUGUCGUCUGGGAUCCUCCAGAAUUCGCUAGAGAUCUCUUACCCAAGUACUUCAAGCACAAUAACUUCUCCAGUUUUGUCCGGCAGCUUAACACUUACCGUUUUAGAAAAGUUGAUCCGGAUCGUUGGGAGUUUGCGAAUGAGGGAUUCCUUCGAGGUCAAAAGCAUCUUCUCAAAAGCAUUAACAGGAGAAAAGCGGCCCAAGGAAGUGUUCCUCAUCAUCACCACCACCACCAACCGCAACAACCAAACAGGCAAACUCCUCUGUCGGUUGGGUCAUGCGUGGAGGUUGGAAAAUUCGGGCUUGAAGAAGAGAUCGAGUGGCUAAAAAGGGACAAAAACGUACUUACUCAGGAGCUCGUGAGGCUUAGGCAGCAGCAACAGUCAACAGACAGCGAGAUGCAAACUAUGGUCAGUCGACUUCAAGGAAUGGAGCAGAGACAACAACAGAUGAUGUCGUUCCUUGCAAAAGCUGUAAACAGCCCCGGAUUUCUGGCUCAUUUCGUACAACAGCAGAACGAUAAUAUGAUUAAUGAAGGAUGCAAAAAACGGAGGCUUAAGCAAGAAGAUGACGGUGUUCUUGACGAGGUACAUAUGAUCAGCUACCAGCAGCAGCCAUUGAUGAACGACGCAGCAACAGCAGAAGAAGCCUUGUUUAGACAGAUCAUGAAACACGAAGACAUUACAUCAUCAUCGUCAUCAUCUGGCUCAGCAGAGUACGGCGCUUCACAUAUAUCACCUGGAAUUAGUCUUCACGAAGUCUUACCAAGUCAAACUAUUCCCACCACCUUCUCGGAGGUUCAAUCUUCCCCUCUGGGCUCAAUCUCUGAAACAACAGUCACAAACCACUUGUUUCCCGAUACAAUGUUAUUCCCUUUGGCAUCGGUUCCUCUUCCAGAAGCAGAAUUUCCUAUAUCUUCGAUCUCGGACAACUCUGAAGUUCCUGUAGAGAUCAUGAGUAACUUCUGUCCGGAAGGUGAGUUUGAAUGGGAGAACUCGUUGCAGAAGCUUCCUAGCAUAGGGGACCCUUUUUGGGAACAGUUGCUUGCAUCGGGACCUAUAAUACCCGAUGACACGGAUUCAUCAUCGACAGGGGAAUGUUGCCUUAGAGGUGAAGAGGACAUUGGGAUGAUGAAACAAUCUACUCUGGGAUUGAAUAGAAAUGUUACUAGUCAGAAGAAGAUGGAACAACUUACUGAGCAGAUGGGUCUUCUUAGUUCGGUUAAUGCUAUUGCAGCAAAGAGGAGAUUUUGAGGAUUGAUGAAGAGGAAGAGGAGAGGAGAGGAGAGGAGGAGGAUCUCUUUGCUUAGCUAAUAAUGUUGUAUGUAUAUGUAUAUGCAAACUUCACACUAAUAAUCUCUAGCAAAGAAAAACCCCAUAUGUAUUUCUAGCCUUUAAGUUGUUGUAUUAAAUGUCUACUUUUAUUA